Messenger RNA from Haliotis rubra (blacklip abalone), 2088 nucleotides. Its product is annotated as ubiquitin recognition factor in ER-associated degradation protein 1-like. Gene Ontology annotation, molecular function: polyubiquitin modification-dependent protein binding. Bases 102 to 1004 code for a protein of 300 amino acids. NCBI's taxonomy places the organism in Eukaryota, Metazoa, Mollusca, Gastropoda, Lepetellida, Haliotidae. The record is from RefSeq and is a predicted model, not a curated record. The transcript is spliced from 12 exons. Gene Ontology annotation, cellular component: VCP-NPL4-UFD1 AAA ATPase complex.
CGUGCGUACUGUUUACUUCCUGUUCAGCUGUUAAGCAGUGUCAUUGCAUAUGUGAUUCACGUCUUAAUAUAACGAGUAAUAGUUCUAUCACGGAUUGGAAAAUGUUUGGUUUUGGACAUAUGUUUCCGGAGGUGGGUCGCCCAUUCCAGACCACCUACCGAUGCUACUCCGUCACGAUGCUGGGAGACAGAGAGGAUGUGGAAAGGGGAGGCAAAAUUAUAAUGCCACCUUCAGCUCUCGAUCAGCUCACUCGUCUCAACAUUCAGUACCCGAUGUUGUUCAAACUGACCAACAAGAAGCAUGGCCGAGAGACGCACUGUGGCGUGCUGGAGUUUGUGGCAGACGAGGGCCGGAUAUACAUCCCAUACUGGAUGAUGAGAAACCUUCUGUUAGAUGAGGGUGGGCUGAUACAGAUAGAGAAUGUUUCUCUCUCAGUUGCCACCUUUGCCAAAUUCCAGCCUCAGUCCGUCGACUUCCUCGACAUCACCAAUCCAAAAGCUGUACUUGAAAAUGCUCUGAGGAACUUUGCGUGUUUAACGAAAGGAGAUGUGGUCGCCAUCAAAUACAACGACAAAAUCUAUGAGUUGUGUGUCCUGGAAACCAAGCCCGGUACUGCAGUGUCCAUCAUUGAAUGUGACAUGAAUGUAGACUUUGCCCCGCCCGUUGGUUACCAGGAACCACGCUCCCAGAAGCAGGAGGAAUCUCUCGCCACAGAUGGAGAGGAAAUGGACACUGGUGCAGAUGCUGUAGACAGCGCCUUCAGAGCUUUCAGUGGCCAAGGUAACCGUCUUGAUGGAAAGAAGAAAGGAACAGACAGUUCGGCUGUAGCAUCAAACAGUGCCCCAACCAGAGGUAUUCCAAACUACAGCUACAAACGAGGGACCUUGACAUUCAUCAGAACCUCCAGGCCAGUAGCCAAUGGGAGCGCAGACGACAAGGAUGACAAGAACUUCGAAGCCUUCUCAGGAGAGGGUCAGUCGUUACGAAGGAAAGGCAGGAAAUGAUGGCAGUGCAUGCUGGACAAUUGUUGAUAUUUAUUUCAUUGUACAGAUCAUCCACACAAUACUUCAUACUACAACAGACAGUAGCAUUGGGUCAUUAAAUGGUGAUCUAAUCAAUGCUUCUGUUGGGAUUUAGGUAAAUCACAGUGAUUGGAAGAGACAAACGGUCUUGGGAUAUUUUCAUGAUUUGAUUAUGUUUGACAGACAUCAGUUUUCAUUUUUGCUAGAAGUUCAAAAACUUUAGGACAUUAAGGGGUUUUGAGGUAUCAUGCUUCUCAUACAAAAGACACAAGUUUGAGCCUAGCAUUUGUGAAUGGUCGAGUCCAAGUCUGGGUGUCUGUGAGUAGAAUAUGGACUAUAAUUAAGUAAUGUCAUACUCACCAUAUUUUGUAAAUCUGAUCUGACAAUGUUCUGGAAAAAUACAACCUACUUCUGGGAAAUAGAGCAACAAUAGGCUGCUUUUACAAGCUUCUCAAAGGCUUGAAUCACCUGGACAUUUAUGGCCUAGCUUUAAAGAACCUGACUUUUGAGGCCAGCCUACAAAUUCAUUAUACUUCUUGCUUUAAAAAAGCCUUGAUGUUUGUGGUCUGCCUUCAAAAGACUUUGUCCUUUAAGGCAUGUCUUCAAAGGAAGCGGAAUCUUGAGGUCAGCCUACAAAAGUCCUUUUUCUUUGAGGUCAGGCCUCAAUAGGCCUUAACGUGUCAGGUCAUGCUUCAAAAGGACUUGACGUUUGAAAUUUGUCCUCAAAAGAGCUUAAAUCAUUGAGGCAAGGUGUGGAUGGUGCUUGCUUAGUCAAAUGCAGAAGACUUAGGUUUCGUUUGAGGGUUUGGACUUGUUUCUAUCCAACAGAAUCUGCCUGUUAAGAAGUAUUGAGAAUUAAUAAAAAUGUGCCAGAAUGAGGAGAAAAGUCACCAGAAUUGGAGAUGUUCCAUCUGUUCAUCUUGUUUCAGAAUUUACAUUUAAAUUCUGUGACAACUGAAGUGCUGGAAAUGAUCUGUGUUGGUGAUUGUUGGGUGUCUGUAACAUGUACAAUGUCCUUCAAUCAAAGGAAGAUGAUCAUUUUGUAAAUAAACAUCUUUUGACCUCA